This is a messenger RNA of Miniopterus natalensis, 2364 nucleotides long. It is a transcript of the gene NUSAP1, whose product is annotated as nucleolar and spindle associated protein 1. The record is from RefSeq and is a predicted model, not a curated record. Gene Ontology annotation, cellular component: mitotic spindle; microtubule; nucleolus. Gene Ontology annotation, molecular function: microtubule binding. NCBI's taxonomy places the organism in Eukaryota, Metazoa, Chordata, Mammalia, Chiroptera, Miniopteridae. Gene Ontology annotation, biological process: establishment of mitotic spindle localization; mitotic chromosome condensation; mitotic cytokinesis.
AUCAGCCUUUCUAUUGGUCAGCGCUAUGAAACCCCGCCUUCGAUGCAUUUUUAACCAAUGGAAGUGCAGCAUUCUUAAUUUAAACUGUAUAAAACUUGGCGUAGUCAACGCUUCUAGCGGCGACAGAGGUUUGAACUGCGGAGCGGAGGUUGGAGGGUACUUUGUGUGGUUACCUCGAUUGCAGAUCGCGAUGACCGUCCCGUCCCUCGAGGAGCUGGACUCCUUCAAGUACAGUGACCUACAGAACUUGGCCAAGAGUCUGGGCCUCCGGGCUAACCUGAGGGCAGACAAGUUGCUAAAAGCCUUGAAAGCCCACCUGAGAGGGGAAGCAAGAAAAGAAAAUCAGGAUGAAAGUCAGACUUCUGCAUCCUCUUGUGAUGAAACCGAGCUACAAAUUAGCAGCCAGGAACAAGCUGAAAGGGAGCUGGCGAGCCAUGUCACCAAAACAAGGAGAAGGCGCAGGACUGCCCACAGGAAUCCUGACUCCCAGGAUCCUUUACAGGUAAAAACAAGUGAUCCAACUGAGUUCCAGACUCAAGAAAAGGAGGAAAAUCAGGCUUUCAGAACUGUUGUAGAAAUUUCUUCUCCACCAGAUGAUAGACAAGGAGAUAAGAAUGCGGUGUCCUCGGGAAAGAGUGAAAUAAAUGGUACUGAAGAUUCAAAGGUACCCUCAGAAAGAAAGAAGACUGUCUACACAGAUGGGUUUUCCAAAUCUGGAAAAAAUAAAAGAAUUGCAAGCACUACUCCAAACUUUAAGAAGCUUCAUGAGGCCCGUUUUAAGGAAAUGGAGUCCAUUGAUCAAUAUAUUAAGAGAAAAAAGAAACAUUUUGAACAACACAAUUCCUUUAAUGAACUGAAGAAGCAGUCCGUCACUAAGGACGUGGUGGCAACUCCAGUUGGACUCCAAGGAAGACACUCUAUGGCUUGUACACCCUCAAGCCAGCUGCGCCCGCAAGGCCGGGCCCAGGGCCCUGCAGAUCAGAGCACCUUGUGUGUGAAGGGGUCGGUCAGGCACCCCACUCUCUCAGCAACUAAAAUGAAUGUCAGGUUUUCAGCUGCUACUAAAGAUAAUGAAUACAAGCGUUCACUGACCAAGACUCCAGCCAGAAAGUCUCCACAUGUGUCCAUAUCUGAGAAUACCCCAAAAGGCCAGGCUGUGCUUGGAACAAACAAGUUACAGACCACAAAGGGGGAUUCUGCUACAGUUAUUACCCCAUUCAAGUUGACAACUGAAGCAGCACAGACUCCUGUCUCCAACAAGAGACCAGUGUUUGAUCUCAAAGCAAGUUUGUCUCGUCCCCUCAACUAUGAGCCACACAAAGGAAAACUGAAACCAUGGGGACAAUCUAAAGAAAAUAAGUCUCUGAAUGAGCGUGUAAACAGGGUUAGCUUCCACAAGAAAACUUACAAACAACCUCGUCUCCAGACCAGGGAGGAGCAACGGAAGAAACAUGAGCAAGAACGAAAGGAGAAGAAAGCAAAGGUCUUGGGAACCCGAAGGGGCCUCACUAUGGCUGCAGAUUAAUAGUUUAACAUUCUGUAAAUAUUCCUUUACUCUGAACCUUUUUUUGUAAAUAUUUUUAUACUGUCCUUUCCACUUUAGUCAAAAGAUCUUUUUCUGCUCUUAACUUUGUUCAUAAUAUGUAGUGUCGGGUUCUUCACAUGCUACAAUCUCUGAAAAGAUGCUACUACCUUAAAGCUCACACACUUUUCAAAAUGGUUUUAACCUAAGCCCCUGUACAAGUCAGUUUUCCAAUGAGACCCAUCCUAUAGGUUCUUUUUUUUCCAUUCUAUAGAUUCUUGACCUAGAUUUUUAAUGUCAACUUCCCCCUGCUGGUUCUAAUAUGAGCAGAAUUGCAGUCCUCUUCUAGGCGAGAGCAUUUACCUAACGAUAGCUUGUUAUACCACAAGCUUUAGUAGAAAUUGAACAGUAAUCACUUAUGAAUAGGGUAAGUUGGGAAAAGUUACCUCUUCAUUCUUUAGAGAAUUUAGUCAUUUUAAUGAAACUGUGGGCCAUAUAGGUCAGUUAUGGCAUCAAUAUUUUACCCAUGGGAAGUGGUUUGUUCCCAAGCUUACACACCUUUGUUCCUAUCACUCCAUGUAAUUGUUAUCUCACUCAUUAUAGUCUUAAAAACAAAAACUCUGUAGCUCAUUCUAGCUUUGCUUAUUUAACAAUAUACAGGGCCAUGUUGAAAUUUGAGGAUUGCUGCUUUAAGGAUUACUAUGCUGUCAGAAUUAAAUUGUAUUCAAUUUAUGGAAAAACGAGAGUUGCUUAGCAUCAUAUCCAUGUUUGUUGCACCUAAGUGGAGCUUCUGAGUUUCGUACUGCUUCAGAUUUUCAUAAAUAAAAUUUUUUUCUCAUGGU